Molecule: messenger RNA, 2140 nt
Organism: Girardinichthys multiradiatus
Lineage: Eukaryota; Metazoa; Chordata; Actinopteri; Cyprinodontiformes; Goodeidae
Gene: slc7a11
Product: solute carrier family 7 member 11
Exons: 12
Coding region: 243-1742 (499 amino acids)
Biological process (GO): amino acid transmembrane transport
Cellular component (GO): membrane
Molecular function (GO): L-amino acid transmembrane transporter activity
Source: RefSeq, a predicted model, not a curated record
ACAAGACAGGGAAACAGAUGAACAGAGACAAGAAGUUGGGUGAUGUCAGAGGGUGAGGCACUAAGUAGUGUGGGUUAACAGAUUUGAGGAAGGGACAUGAAAGAGUAUUUCAAAAGUGGACUGUAACAGUGAGGUUUUUUUUCUCUCUGGACUGUAGUUGUACCCUCACAGAUUCCACCAGACAGAUCCAAUCCAACUCAAAUAGACAAAGAUAUUUUGUGUGUCAGGCAGUGUCUAAGAAGAUGAACAGAUCAACUUCUACUAACAAAGAUGGCAAAGUUGCUUCAAAUGGACAAACGUUUUCCCAAAAUGGAAAACGUUCUGGAGGGAAACUCCAGGAAAGGGGUGAAAAGAAGGUAGAACUAGGGAAGAAGGUGACCUUGCUCCGAGGAAUCUCCAUCAUUGUUGGGACCAUCAUUGGAGCUGGACUCUUUAUCUCACCAAAGGGAAUCCUGAAACACUCUGGCAGCAUUGGAAUGUCCCUGAUAAUUUGGAUUGCCUGUGGUGUCCUGUCGCUCUUUGGAGCUCUGUCAUAUGCUGAGCUGGGGACUUGUAUAAAGAAGUCUGGAGGCCAUUACACAUAUAUAAUGGAAGCAUUUGGACCUCAGAUGGCUUUUUUCAGACUUUGGAUAGACCUCAUUGCAAUAAGGCCUGCAGCAAUGGCAGUCAUUUCUCUGGCCUUUGGGGAGUAUAUCCUGGAGCCGCUCUUCAUGCCCUGCAGUAUUCCCCCCAUGGCUGUCAAACUGGCCACGGCCAUUGGCUUCACUUCUGUUAUUUAUCUGAACAGUAUGAGUGUUACCUGGACAGCCAGGAUUCAGAUCAUCCUCACCAUCAGCAAGUUAGUAGCCAUCGCCACCAUCAUAGUACCUGGGAUGUACCAGCUCUUUAAAGGUGAGACCAAAAACUUCGAGAAUGCCUUUGAAUUGACAAAUGUACAGCUGUCUGGAAUGCCCCUGGCUUUCUACUCCGGGAUGUAUGCAUAUGCUGGUUGGUUUUAUCUUAACUUUGUGAUGGAGGAAGUUGACAACCCAGAGAAGACUCUGCCAUUAGCCAUUUGUAUCUCCAUGGCCAUUGUGACCUCCUGCUAUGUCUUGACCAAUGUUGCAUACUACACCGUAAUGACAGCAGAGGAACUCAUGGCCUCGGAGGCUGUUGCUGUGACAUUUGCAGAGAGGCUAUUGGGAAACUUCUCGUUUGCAGUCCCGGUGUUUGUGGCAUUGUCCUGUUUUGGUUCCAUGAAUGGUUGUCUCUUUGCUUUGUCAAGAUCGUUCUAUGUAGCUUCCCGUGAAGGACAGCUCCCUGAGGUCCUGUCUAUGAUCCAUAUCCGCAGACACACUCCAUUGCCUGCUGUCCUCAUACUGUAUCCUGUGACCAUGCUCCAGCUUUUUGUGGGGGACAUUUACAGCCUGCUGAACUUCAUGAGCUUUCUGAGGUGGCUGUUUAUUGGUGUGGUGGUUCUGGGUUUAAUCUACCUCCGAUAUACCAAGCCUGAUCUCCCCCGCCCCUUUAAGGUGCCACUCUUCAUCCCCCUGGUGUUCUGUUUUACAUGUUUCUGCAUGGUCUUCCUCUCGCUGUACUCAGACCCUUUCAACACAGGAAUUGGAUUCGCCAUGUCGCUUACUGGCAUCCCAGCGUACUACAUUUUUAUUUACUUCAGCAGACCAAAGUGGCUUCAAAGAGCUUUAGAUUCCUUCAACAGAACUUUGCAGAUCAUCCUGGAGGUGGUACCUGCUGACCAGUAACAGCUCACAAAGUCUGCUGCUACAGUCUGUGUUUUUCACUGAGGAAUGAUGAAAGAUAAGGGUAAUUCCAGACGUAGCCUAGUUUAAAUCUUUUUAUAGAUGUUUAUUUUUAAGUUUAUUAUUUUAUAUUUUGUAAUUUACUUUGGUUUAGAUGAACAAACUUGUUAGUGUUCAUGUAACAGCAUGGGACUUUUCAGCAGCCAUCAAGUGUACUGAAACAUGCAAUACAAACACAAUACUGAUGAAAAUUAGUAUUGAACUUAAAGUCUAAGUAACCACAUGCUAUUUUUAAUUGAUUAGAUUUGUUGAUGAUUUAUGAUAAAAUAACUGUAUUAACAUACAAAUUUUCUCCAGACAAUUAGUCAUCAUAACUCCCAAUAAAGGUUUAAGAACAAGGA